AUGGUGGACGACAUGGACCAGCAACAAACUACCAAUACUGUGGAAGAACUCUUGGAUCUUAUUAGAUUCAGCCUAGAUGAGAGAAUUUAUGUGAAAAUGAGAAACGACAGAGAGCUUCGAGGCAGACUGCAUGCAUAUGAUCAACUUUUAAAUAUGAUUUUUGGAGAUGUGGAAGAAACUGUGACCACUAUAGAAACUGAUGAAGAAACAUAUGAAGAGAUCUAUAAAUCAACGAAACGGAAUAUUCUGAUGCUUUUUGUCCGGGGAGAUGGUGUGGUUCUCGUGGCUCCUCCAUUGAGAGCUGGCUAA
This is a messenger RNA of Suncus etruscus (white-toothed pygmy shrew), 309 nucleotides long. RefSeq names its product U6 snRNA-associated Sm-like protein LSm3. The coding region runs from base 1 to 309 and encodes 102 amino acids. Gene Ontology annotation, cellular component: P-body; precatalytic spliceosome; catalytic step 2 spliceosome. Gene Ontology annotation, molecular function: RNA binding. The transcript has a single exon. The record is from RefSeq and is a predicted model, not a curated record. Gene Ontology annotation, biological process: P-body assembly; mRNA splicing, via spliceosome. NCBI's taxonomy places the organism in Eukaryota, Metazoa, Chordata, Mammalia, Eulipotyphla, Soricidae.